GAACACAAGGGGAUGUCCAAAUCGGAUGACAAGGUGGACUGCUCUCGAAGGCUUUAAUAGCAUGACUCCGCAAUGCUGUGAAUCGUAGCUUCACCCCGUGGACUUGACUCCGUCUACGUUUCCUCCGCUCAGCUGCAUCACAUCGCAGGAUAGCUAGUCUUCAGAGCCAGUCACCCCUGUCUUCACCUCGCACAUCAGCAACUGCGUUGUUAAGAUGUUCAACUCACCAGAUUGGGUGUUCACUAUGUUUGCUUUCCUGGGAUUCUUGUGUUGCAUGAUUCCGCUUCCCUGGCAUUUGGAGGCUUGGAAUACUGGAACCUGUCUUUACAUGAUCUGGACUGGCCUAUCGUGUUUAAUCCAGUUCAUUAACUCGAUUGUUUGGAGGUCAAAUGUGAUCAACUGGGCUCCUGUGUGGUGUGAUAUCACUACCAAAUUCAUGAUCGGGGCUAACGUGGCUAUUCCUGCUUGUUCGCUUUGCAUCAACCGUCGUCUCUACCACAUCGCCUCUGUUUCAUCUGUAACGAAGACAAGAGCUCAGAAGAGACGCGACAUCAUGACCGAUCUGGCCAUUGGCAUGGGUAUCCCCGUCCUGGAGAUGAUUCUGCAGUAUAUCGUACAAGGACAUCGGUUCAACAUUUUUGAGGAAGUUGGCUGCUAUCCAGCCACUUUUAACACCCCUCCUGCCUAUGUAUUGGUAUUUGCGUGGCCCAUGAUCCUCGGGUGUAUCUCUGCUUACUAUUGUGUCCGCACUAUUGUCGAACUAGCCCAGCGCAGGGCGCAGUUCAUGGAGUUCCUUUCUGUGAACAAGAACCUGAGUUCCAGCCGUUACUUCCGCCUGAUGGGUCUCGCUGGCAUUGAAAUACUAUGCACGAUUCCUCUGGGUGCAUAUGUCAUCUACCUCAAUGUUACCGCCCAACCAGUUUUCCCUUGGAUCAGUUGGGAGGACACGCAUUCCAACUUCUCUCGUAUCGAACAAAUUCCAUCAGUAUUAUGGCGCAUGAGCGGUCCUACUGUGUUGUCGAUCGAGCUCAGCCGAUGGCUCCUCGUUGUCUGUGCAUUGGUCUUCUUUGCUUUCUUCGGGUUCGCCGAUGAGGCCAGGAAGAACUACCGCCUUGCCUAUGUUUCGGUUGCAAAGCGCGUGGGUCUUUCGACCGCUGGUACUAUGUCAACUGGAGGGUCUUGGACAACUGGUUCGAAAUCAGAGAUGGCAUGCAACAGCCGCGCUGCCACUAUGCCUGUGUUCGUCACUAAACGCACCGAACAGAAGCGCGACUCUCUCACUUCGUUCUCCACCGACAUCUCCAUUGGGGAGUUCAACAUCGGAUUCAAUGAUACCAAGGAGAUUUCGUACUCGCCAACAGAAACUGCUAUGGGUUCGAUGUCAAAGGAGUCGCUCCCUUGCACGCCCGUUGAUGAACAGACAAUUCCCCUACCAGAUACACCUGCUCUUGCAAGACCUGACUCCGUGCUUGAUGUCAAUUCGGUUCCCCGGUAUAUCGUCGAUUCGCCUGAAUCGCUGCGCAAUUCAGUCGAUAUUGUCUGAUCUAUAUCCACAAAAAACAGCUUUUUUUUGCUUUCUUCUUCCAUUCCUUACGCGGUUACUUUACUGUAUUGUUAGCUCUGUCACUCCCUGGAAUGUAACCACUCC
Suillus subaureus is the source of this 1648-nucleotide messenger RNA. RefSeq names its product pheromone A receptor-domain-containing protein. Gene Ontology annotation, molecular function: mating-type alpha-factor pheromone receptor activity. The transcript is spliced from 6 exons. The record is from RefSeq and is a predicted model, not a curated record. The coding region runs from base 215 to 1543 and encodes 442 amino acids. Gene Ontology annotation, cellular component: membrane. Lineage: Eukaryota; Fungi; Basidiomycota; Agaricomycetes; Boletales; Suillaceae. Gene Ontology annotation, biological process: G protein-coupled receptor signaling pathway.